GGCGUGUCAUAACAUAUCAGCGCCACUGUUUCAUGUGUCGAUCGAGCCCUGUUGACAAGAACUGCGCUCACUCUGUGCUUCACAGGUGUAGACCUAAACAAAUCAUAAAAAGCUAAAGGUAUAGUUGCCUCCAGCAGCAUAUGCGCUGUCAGGGCUAACAUCGGCAGAGUUUAUUGUGACUAACGGAGAGAGGAUACAUCGCUCCUCUGGGAAGACGUCGAGAAGUCGGCCACAGGUAGCUCUUGCGGCUCUGAAUAUCAAAAUACAGGUCAUGCGGGUGUCUUCGGAGGGGCAGAGAGCUGUGAUACAGUGCUGUUACUGCUAGUGACCCCGGUGGACUGAUCCCGGCAAGCUGAGCACGAAGGACGGAAUAAGUAUGUCCCGAAGAAAGCAGAGCAAACCCCGGCAGAUCAAACGCUCUAUUGGGGAUCUUAAUGGAGGUGAGGAUCCAUCUGAUGAUGUAAGUGUUUCAGGAGAGGAGGGCGGAGCUUCAGACCAGGAGGACUCUGCAGAGUGUGACGGUUCAAGUCCACCUUCAUUUACACCACUUUAUAACGAAGAGCCAAGAACCCACGAGUCCCUGGCGGUGCCGGAUGAGGGUGAGGAAGAUGAGAAAGGACCAAAACACUGUACAGAAGAUGAGGAGGAGGAGGAGGAGGAGGUGGAGGAGGAAGAAGAGGCAGAUAGGGAAGGGAAACCCCAGUGGAAUGGCCCAGAUGAUCUUAUGCUGAGCGGCAGUGCUGAUGACUUCAAGGUCCUGGCCCUCAGGGACCUGUCAGGUGACACCGUGUGGGGUCCGUUUUCUGGCAGCAUCCAAUCAGGGGAGACCACAGAUGGACCUGCCAAUGAGAGGCCUGUAAUGUCUCUGGAGUGUGAGGAGGCAGACUGCUGGCUCAGAAGGAUUCCUGUGACCUCAAGCCCCACCGAGUCAAACUGCAUCAUCUACAAUCAGGGAGGAGUGUUAUUCUGUAAGCUGACGCAGGAGCUGUCCAGUGGAGAUGCACUUUUUGCAACACUGUCCUGCUCCACCACGGAACACUCAGUGGGGACUCAGGCCCAGAGCGUGCGGGUGAAGGAGGAGCCUGUGUACCCUGCAGCUUUGCACUCUGAGAUCCAGCUCCUCCCUCAACAGGCUGGCAUGGCUGCCAUCUUAGCAACUGCUGUCGUUAAUAAAGACAUUUUUCCUUGCAAAGACUGUGGGAUCUGGUACAGGAGUGAGAGAAAUCUCCAGGCCCAUCUUAUGUACUACUGCGCAAGCCGACAGAAGCAGCAGACCUCGGCCUCUCCUCCACAGGACAAGCCUAAAGAUUCGUAUCCUAACGAGAGGCUGUGUCCAUUCCCACAGUGCAACAAAAGCUGCCCCAGUGCCAGCUCUCUGGAGAUCCACAUGAGAACACAUAGCGGAGAGCGUCCGUUUGUGUGUUUGAUUUGCCUGUCGGCUUUCACCACCAAGGCGAACUGUGAGCGGCACUUGAAGGUUCACACAGACUCACUGAAUGGUGUGUGUCACGGCUGUGGUUUCAUCUCCACAACGCGAGACAUCCUGUAUAGCCACCUGGUCACCAGUCACAUGGUUUGCCAGCCUGGCUCUCACAGUGAGGUGUACUCACCCAAACUGCCUCUGGCUGCAGGUUUGAGUCCAGGAGACUCUGGCAUUGUUCUGAAAUGUCAAGUGUGCGGCUACUCCGCUGACACACCUGCACUACUUCAGCAGCAUGUUCACACACACCUGGAAGUAAGGGUUCCAGCUGAGAGGAGCCCUGUGCCUCGCCAGAGCAGUCCUCCUUCCCCUGAGCUUCCAGAGCUGCAAGAGACAGAGCCUGCUGCCUGUGUGCCCCGACCAGAUUCCUCCAGCCCAGGAGCCAAUGGCAGCUCAGCCUCUCAAGGCUGCAGUCCCCUCAGCCAACUCAAUAUCAAAGAGGAGCCACGUUCAGACUAUGAAAAUGACUCAAAGGAAGAAGAACAGGCAGGCAGUCCUCAAAGAAAUGCUGUGGAGGCAAGCUCAUCUCAUUCUGCUUCACCUAAGAGCCCCACAGUAGUGGCGGUUAAGACGGAGCCAGCCAGUCCCACUCCAGGUUCCAGUCCCAUACACCCUGGAACAGGCGGUUCGGUUCUCCCUGGAGGUGCAGUGUUCUUACCGCAGUACAUGUUCAAUUCUGAAGCUGCCAUAAUGCCGCAAGCGUCUGAAAUCCUGGCAAAGAUGUCUGAGAUGGUACACAGUAGACUUAAACAGGGACAAGGACCAGCAGCUGGACAGCAGAGCUUCUACCCUCCAGGCUCUCCUGCUAGCGUUCACAAAGGAGCCACUUGCUUCGAAUGUGACAUCACCUUCAACAACAUCAACAACUUCUACGUCCACAAGAGACUUUACUGCUCCAGCAGGCAUCAGCAAGGUGAGGCAGCGGGUCUAAUGAAGGAAGGAGCAGUCACAGCAGCUGCUCCUCCUGCUGCUCAUGCUGCUUCACCCCAGGCCAGACCGGUCAGCCGCGCAGCUUCGGCCUCUCCAAGCUACCCUGACCCUGCCCCAGGAGGCACGGCCUUGGAGCCCAAGUUAGUGGAGGUGAAAACAGAGGAUCCAGGGCUGAAAGAGGCCACCUGCUCGUCCUCCUCAGAGGGAGAGGGACCUGGGGGAGGACAGGCCAGCGAGGGUAGCCAAAGUCCUAGUGGCUCUGCUGAAGACCAAGAUGAUGAUCCCACUCGCACCUUCUGCCAGGCCUGCAACAUCCGAUUCAGCCGCCAUGAUAACUACAUUGUCCACAAGAGAUUCUACUGCGCCUCAAGACAUGAUCCCACCAACCAGAGGGCCAAUUCUGGUAAGGCCGCCUUCCUUCCCCAACCUAUCCGCACACGCAAGCGCAAGAAGAUGUAUGAGAUCCACAUGGCUCAAACUGAGGCUUUGGCCAAUGCCACUGCUUUACCUGCAGCAACAAGACUGGGGCUAAAACAAGAGGGCCCUUCCGUUCCUCCAUUGCCCCAAGUAUCCACCCCAUCACGCAGCUCAAGCCCUGAAGGUGAUGGACCCAUCGACUUGAGUAAAAGACCCAGACUAAGAGAAAGCCAGAGAGGGGGCAGUGUUCCUGCACUGCCCCUUACUGACUACCACAAGUGUACUGCCUGCAGCAUUAGCUUCAACAGCAUCGAGAACUACCUAGCCCACAAGACUUACUACUGCCCUGCAACAACCCUGCAACCACACACUAUUGAACAGCUUAACCGGUUGAAGAGACCUGCUUCCACUUCUCCAAAGAACCGAGCACUGGAUGUGCACCCUGAUACCAAAGGGCUUCAGACGGGCAAAACUGCAGCGGUUCUGCAUCCAUCCACCCUACCUGGCUCUGAAUCCACUCCACCACAUGUGCAGGGAGCAAAGACCCCCAGCACCUCCCCAGUGGUGUGUCCUUACUGCCCUCCCAACAGACCACUGACCUGUGAUCUGAUGGAGCAUUUUAAAACCACUCAUGGUCUGGUGCUCACACUACAACAACAUGCCGAGUCAACGCAGUCCUCAGGAGUCAGUCCUAGUCCUAGCCUUAGUCCACGGGAAGGAGCUCCUCUCACCCCUCCUAAAAAACCAAGCCCUCGUCACCGUAAGGAUAGCGUGAAUGGCCGGAGCAUCAAGGUUGAAGCUACAUCUCCUUCCUCACCUGUGCUUAAUGGAAGUCCGCUAGAACCCCAGUCUGUGGGGUCAGGUUCUCCGAAAACCGGACCCCCUGCCCUCUCCCCUACAGGAGUAACUGUGUCACCUGUGCCUGAAGCGUUAAGAGAGGUUGGGCAGCUAGGCCACACCCCAUUACCCAAACUCCUCCUUGAAAAGGCAGGUCUUGCUGUUAGCCACGUCCACACAACUCUGUCCACACCUAAAACAUCCCUCGCCUAUCCUCUGCAAAAUGGGAACACCCGCUACUGCCGGCUGUGCAACAUCAAAUUCAGCAGCCUCUCCACUUUCAUUGCACACAAAAAAUACUACUGUUCCUCUCACAGUGCCGAACAUGUCAAGUGAGCCCUCUACCAAGUCAAUUCUGCAAUUCCUCUCAUGCAUAAAAGUGCCAAUCACGGCAUUGCCUGACCAGAGCAUGAUAGCGGGACUGUUACUAGCCAGAUACGGACAUCUUCAUGCCGACCGCGUUAUCUGGUGUUGUUACUAUCGUAACUUAUUACACGUUAUGGGUCAAGUUUGUAUUACACUAAGAGAUGAGACUACCUGCACACACAGAAUGUGCCCCACUGACCAAUCUUCUUAUCCAUGCAGACAUCUUCUUUCAUCUGUGAGUUUAAAAAUCUGCUGAUGGAAAUAACAUCUUGCCCUUUAAUUAGCUUUGGAAAUGCUGUUUUAAUCACUCCUAAGUUUUUAUGUUCAUUUUAAUCAAUGGUGGCAUUGUAAAUUGGUAAGAUUGUUUGACUGAGCCAUUUUUGUUUUGUGUUAAAUUACUGAUUUGGGGUUAAUUCUGACCCCUAGUGGAGGUCUUUAUAGAACCCCUGUCUGCAGAUUUUUGUCAAUACACUGACUCAAAAAAAAAACAA
Molecule: messenger RNA, 4521 nt
Organism: Carassius carassius (crucian carp)
Lineage: Eukaryota; Metazoa; Chordata; Actinopteri; Cypriniformes; Cyprinidae
Gene: zfpm1
Product: zinc finger protein, FOG family member 1
Exons: 9
Coding region: 377-4000 (1207 amino acids)
Biological process (GO): heart development; megakaryocyte differentiation; positive regulation of transcription by RNA polymerase II
Cellular component (GO): nucleus
Molecular function (GO): RNA polymerase II-specific DNA-binding transcription factor binding
Source: RefSeq, a predicted model, not a curated record